CCAAAGUUUUUACACCACAAAUUCUCCCACCUCAAUGGGACUUGCGGAUAUAAAUUCUAAUAGUACUGCUUCUCCACCUAAAGUUAAAUUGUCUUCAUUGGCUAUUGCUAAUGAUCUAAUCGCUUCUUCUGAAGCUAUGCUUUCGUUAAAUUCUCCAAAAGUACCAGGAAGUUCUUUUUUGGAUACAGCUGAUGAAAUGUUGAUGCAAAUUUUGAUAUCUCAAGCCGUUAUUGAUUCAAAAAAUUUUGAGAUCCUGAGUUUAGAAGAAGUUGAAGAACUUAAAAAGGAUCAUUCAUUAUUAACAAAUCGUAUAUCAGCAUUGACUUCAAAACUUUCAUUGGAAUCGAAAAUUCGGGAAGCAGCUAGUUCACUUGCAAGACUUCAUGCAUCAAAUAAAAGAUUAUCAAGGCAAGCAACAGAUCAUUUAGCUACGGCAAAUCGUAAAGUAGAUCAAGUUGCAACAGAAUUAUGGAAAUUAACACAACGAGCUGGUGAAGUUCAAAGGAAAUUAUUACAACAUAUGGCUGGUGUUCUUAGUUUAGGGAUACGAAAAUUGGAAGAAAAAAAUUCCCAAAAUCCACCUUUUUCACCACAAAAUUUACCACAGUCACAAGCGACGGAAGGUAAUAAUGGAAUUGAAAAGUUAUUUAAUGAAAUCAUGGGAGUUAAAAAUGAUGGUGAAAAUGGUGUAUCAGAUAAUGUUUCAUCGGAGAAAAUUUCAAAUUUGGAGAAUGCUUUACAAAAUGUUCAUCAAACAUUAGCAGAGGCAAGAAUGGCUUUAAAACGAAAAGAUAAAGAGAUUGAAGAACUGAAAACAAAAGCUGAUGAUACAAUGGCCGAAGCUCGUGAAAGGACUAUAGCUGAAUUGAGAACUGAACUUGAAGAAAUUGGCAUUCGAUUGGAUAUUGUAUUAAGAAAACAUAAAGCAGAUAAUCGAGAAAAUAAUAAUAAUGGUUCUGGAUCUGACAAUGAAGAUUCUGAUGAACAAUAUUCAGGAACUUCUAGUUUCUAUCGAUUAUCCACAAUGACCACGGCAACUCAACAUCUUCAAAAAGAGCAAUAUAAAAAUAUUGAAGAAAAUUUAACUUCAUUGGAAAAGGCAUUGGAAGGUUAUAUUUUCAAAAUUUAUAAAAUGGAACAAGAAGUCAGUUCAUUAAAAAAUAAGUCAGAUGAUGAAAUUAAGACAUUACAAAAUCAAUUACAAGAAGCUAUUAAUGAUACGAAUAAAUCGCAAGAAGAUCUUAAAACAGAAAAAAUAAAAAAUUUAGAAGCAUUAAAUGAAAAUAACGAGUUGAAAGAAAAAGUUAAAUUAACUAAGGAUUUAGAAAAACAAAUUAAAGAGAUGGAACAAAGACAAAAUGAAAAGGGAGUCAAUGAAAAGAAUUUUAAUGUAGAUUUAGAAUUAAAAUUGAAACAAACGACACGAGAAUAUGAAGAAAUGAUGGAUCAUUUGAAAAAUUUAUUUAAUAUCUUACCUGACGUUGACUCCAAAGAUGAUCAAAAUAAAGAUGGAUCGAAUAAGAAUAAAUUUGGGUUGGAUGAAUUUAUAAAUAGGGUACGUGCUGUCAGAGAAGAAAAUCGUAGGUUACACGACCAAACAUCAUUGUUGCAAGCUCGAUUGGAGAGAAUACUUGAACAAAUGACAGAAUUGAAAGGGCAAGAUAAAAUUAAACAAGAAUUGAAAAAUACACAACAAGAACUUGAAGAAACAAAAGCAAAAUUAGCAGAACUUGAAGAAAAAGCACAAUCCGCUAAAUCUCAAGUUCAGUCAACCAAUGAAAGAGAAAAUGAAAUGCGUAAUGAAUUGGAAUCAUUACGUGAACAGUUAAUGACAAGUCAAGAAAAAGUUCGUAAACUUGAAGCUAUUAUGAAGAGACAAUCCGUUUUACAGGUUGUUAAUGAUGGUAAAACUAUAAAAGAAGAAUUCCAACAACAAUUAGCCACUCAAGAACAAGAAUAUGAAGCUCAAAUGAAAGAAAGAGAUAUAAUCAUUAAAAAACUUCGUGAUGAUUUAACGAAUACCACAACAGAUAAAAAUAAUGUGACACAAACAGUUAGGGAUUUAGAAGAAAUGUUGAAAUCCAAAACAAGAACUUUAGAUCAAAGAGAAGUUACUAUAAAUCGAUUAGAGGGUGAUAUUGUAAAAUUUAAAUCAGAACUUGCAGAAUUGAAAGCUGCAACAGAUGGGGAAGUAUCAAAUUUUAAUAAUAAUAGUGAAGGAAAUAAUGACAGUACAAUUUUAGGAGUUGGAAAUUCAGGUGGAAAUGAUUUAAAUAAACUUAAAGAAGAACUUGAAGCAGCACAUGAAGAAUUAAAACAUUUACGGAAUGAUAAAGAAAAACUUGAAGCACAAUUAAGACAAUCAAAAGAUACUUUAGAGAAAUCACAAGCUGCAUUUGCCACGAGAGAAGCAUCAUUAGAAAAAAGUUCAGAAAUGAUGCAAGCAGAAUUAGAUGGUAUAAAUAAAGAAUUUGAUCGAUUAACAAGAAAUUUCAUUGAUUUUGAUGGAGAAAGACAAAAAUUAGAGAAUUCUAUUGAUAAUUUACAAAAGAAAUGUGAAAAAUUAGAGAAUGAAUUAGCAGAUGAAAAACUUAAACAUAUGGGUAUGGAUGCUGUUAGUGAACCUGCCACGACUGCCACAUUAAGAAAAGAAUUCAGAAAGAUGAUGGCAGAUUUAAGAACUGAUCAACAAAAAUUAUUACAACGUGAAACUGAAGAAAAGAAAAAAUUGGAAAAUACUGUUAGAAAUUUGAAAAGAGAAAAAGAAGCUGAAAAAUGGGAAAGAUCCACUAAGAGUACACAAACUGGAUUUGUUGUUAGCGUAUUAUCUGGUUAGAAUAAUAACAUGUAUUUUAAGCUAUUAUUAGUUAAAUUAUUUUUUUAUUUUUUUUUUAUUUUAUUUAUCUAUUUAAUUUACA
Rhizophagus irregularis DAOM 181602=DAOM 197198 is the source of this 2918-nucleotide messenger RNA. RefSeq lists its product as uncharacterized. The record is from RefSeq and is a predicted model, not a curated record. Lineage: Eukaryota; Fungi; Glomeromycota; Glomeromycetes; Glomerales; Glomeraceae.